Molecule: messenger RNA, 767 nt
Organism: Ziziphus jujuba (common jujube)
Lineage: Eukaryota; Viridiplantae; Streptophyta; Magnoliopsida; Rosales; Rhamnaceae
Product: F-box/LRR-repeat protein At1g55660
Exons: 1
Coding region: 1-726 (241 amino acids)
Molecular function (GO): protein binding
Source: RefSeq, a predicted model, not a curated record
AUGGAAACAGAAGAAGCAAAGAAGCAUUGUGGAAGAAAGGAAGGAGAUAAAACCAACAUCGUAGUAGUUGUAGACCGAAUAUCAGAACUACCCGAUCCUCUAAUACAUCACAUCCUCUCAUACCUUCCCGCCUAUUACGCUGUUCGAACUAGCAUUCUUUCGAAGCGCUGGAGAAACAUGUGGAUUUAUGUUACUGUCUUAUGUUUUGAAGAGUUCAUGGAUGUUACUUUAAAAAAUAUGUUCCAAAGUCGAUGGAAGAUGGUCUACAAUUUUGUGAGCAACUGUUUGAUAUACCGCAAGCGUUUUAUGGAACUUUCUGAAAUUGUUACAUCCAUAACUAGACUUAAGCUGAAGAUGCAAUAUCGUUCUCGAAGCAUAGGUAAAGAAAAUGUAGACAAUUCGCUGAAUAUUGCUGUUGAAAGUAAUGUAAAGGAAUUAGAUGUCUGUAUGAUAGAAAAUUCGAGAGCUAGCUACCCCUUAGCUCACUCAAUUCUUUAUUCAAGAUCGUUAACAAUCCUUAAGUUGGAAAAACUGUUGCUGUUAGAUGUCAAUUUGCCUGUAAGCCUUCCCUCUUUGAAAGCUCUCUGUUUGGAUAAUGUGGUUUGUUAUGAUAACUCGCUUCAAAAUCUAAUUUCUGGAUGCCCUGUCAUCGAGGACUUGAGUCUUACAGCUUUGGAAUGUCCUCACCACCAAUAUGUGGCUCUUGUUGUUGGUGGAAAACUUUAGAAAUCUCACAUUAUGUGGCUUGUGGUUUACUAACCAGCACU